AUGACGCAUCAAAAUCACCAAACAAACGGUGCCAGUCUCGAGGAUUGCCACACAAACUUCUUCGCCUUGACGGAGCUGUAUGGCAUAAAAUGGCGUAAGCUAGUCUGGGGAGAGACGAGCGGCGGCGGCGAGGGCGAGGAGGGCGCCGCACCGCUCGCCGAUCCCGUGAUAAGCAGCUACGCGCGCUGCCUCGCCGGCGACAUCCUGUGCGUGUGGCGGCGCGUGCCGGCCCCGCCGCCGCUCGACAUCGACAUCGGCAUGGCCGCGCCGCCGCCGCUCUCCCUCCGAGCCUCCAAGGAGCUCUGGAUCUUCUGGUACGGCGAGGAGCCCGACCUCAACGGUCUCGUCGCUCCCGAACUCAUCGCCAGCCAAGGCGACCAAGGUUCCUGGGAGAGCGGACUUUCCUACGAGUGUCGCUCCUUGCUGUUCAAGGCGUUGCAUAACUUAAUCGAAAGAUGUCUAUUAUCUCGGGAUUUCGUCAGGCUUGGCAAGUGGUUUGUUCAACCUUACGAUGGCGACGAGGAGGAUGUCGGCAAGAGCCCGUGGCACCUGUCGUUCUCCUUCGCGUUCUUCCUGCACGGCGAGAGCACGGUGUGCGCGUCGGUGGACGUGCGCCAGCACCCGCCCGUGCGCACGCUCACCGCCAAGCGGCUGGCGCGCCUGCACUCGCGGGGGGACAACAAGGUGAUCCUGGCCCCGUUCGGGCUGGAGGGCCGCGUGACGGGCCGCGAGUGGGGCGAGGGCGACGCGGCGACGGCGCGGCUGCUGGACGCGUGGCGGCAGCUGUACCCGCUGGAGCAGGGCUGCGGCGCCGCGGAGGUGGAGUGCGGCGGCGUGCGCAUGCGCUACCCCGUGCCCUACGUGCUGCUCACCGACAUGGAGGAGCCGCGCGCCGCGCCGCCGCCCGCCGCGCACCUGGCCGCGCGCGCGCUCGCCGCGCUCGCCGCGCCGCGCCCGCACCAGACGGCAGAAUUAUGUUACGCUGAGUCGUCGGGUGAUGUGAAUGAAGACUUCUUGGAUCCCACCAGAAAGACACCUUGUACCUGUGCGAAGUGGCGGCGGCGCCGCGCCGCGCGCCCGCGCCCGCCGCCCUUCCACAGAAAGGCGGGCGGCUGCGGGCCGGGCUGCGCGGGCGGCGGCGGCGCGUGCUCGCCCGCCAGCUGCGGCGCCUCGCCCGCCGCGCCCUCGCCGCACGCGCCGCACGCGCCGCUCUCCGCGCUCGCGCCGCACGCGCACCAGACGAGCGUGCCGACGACGCUGCACACGCCGGCGCCGACGCCCGACCCGCUGGCGCCGCCCACGCCCGCGCCGCCCUCCGCGCCGCCUCACAAGAACUACGCGCAGGUACGCGCGGGGGCGGGCGGCGCGCCUGUAGAGCUACUCCGCCGCCCAGCGCUGCCCGCGCCCGAGAAGCGCCUCGACCCGCUCGAGGACGAGCACUCGCUGCACAUGCUCUACGACUACACCACCGUGCACGCCUGGCUGGAGCACCCUGUGAAGCGGUUUAAAAGCAACUCGGCGGGCUUCAGCGAGGAGCUGGCGCUGGGCGCGGCGCCGGGCGACUUGUACGCCGGCCACGACCACACGCGCCUGCCCGCCGCGCGCGUGGACCGCACGCUCGAGGACGUGAAAGAGUACAAGAACCUCUUCACGUCGGACGGUUUAUGUCCGACGCUAAAAGACUUGGAACAGAUAUUUGAUAACUCGGACGACGCCGCAAGCGGGGAUGAGACGGUAAGACUUGUGAGUACGCCGCCCGACUCCAACAAGUCGACGGAGGAGACGCGCUGCGUGGGCGGGCGCUGCGUGCGCGCCGAGGAGCUCAGCAAGAUGUUCCCCACGCCGCCCAGCAUGGAGGCGCACGCGCAGCCCUCGCCCGGCUUCUCGCCGCCCGACGACGCGCCGCAGACGCACGUGCACGCGCACGCGCUGGCGCACGCGGCGCGCGCCACCGGCUCGCCGCCGCCCGACCCCAUCGAGGACUGGUCGUACGUGUUCAAGCCGCCGACGAUGUUUAAGUACGUGGGCUCGUCGAAGUACGCGCCGCUGACGACCCUGCCGAGCCAGUUGCUACCGCCUGUGACGCUCCCGCCGCACGCCGUGUACCGACCCCGCUGGCAGCGAACGAGCAGCGAGCCCGAGCCGGCAGCGGCGGCGGCGGUGGCGGCGGCAGCAGCGGCAGCAGCAGUGGCGGCGGUGGCGGUGGAGAAGCGCCCGCUGGCGGCCGGCGGCAGCUCGGCGCGCACGUCCCCGCGGCCGGCCGGCCCCGCGCCCGCGCCCCCCGCCGCGCCCGCCUCGCCGCGCGCCGCCCCCGUGUGCCCGCUGCUGCUCAACGUGCUGCUGGCCGACACCGUGCUGAACGUCUUCCGCGACCACAACUUCGACAGCUGCACGCUCUGCGUCUGCAACGCCGGCGCGCGGAUGGUUGGCAACAUCCGCGGCGCGGACGCGGCCACCUACCUGCCGAGCGGCGACUGGGGAGGCAGCGCCGACGACGAGCCGUCGCGCUGCUCGUGCGGGUUCAGCGCCAUCGUCAACCGCCGCCUGGCACACCGCGCGGGGCUCUUCUACGAGGACGAGAUGGAGAUCACGGGCCUGGCGGAGGAGCCGGGCGGGCGCGCGCACAGUGCGCUGGGCGACGUGGCGGCCGUGGUGGUGGCGCAGUGCGCCGCGCCCGCCGGCGGGCCCGCCUCGGCGCUGGCGCGGGCCGCGCGCCGGGCCGCCGCGCACGCGCUCGACCCCGACCACCUGCGGCUCAACCUGCUCGAGUAUUCGGAUGGCGGAGCGGCGGCCGCGCAGGCAUUGCGAGCGGCGGCGGGGGGCGCGGCCACGUCCCAGCCCGCCCCCACGGCCGCCACAGCUGGUGCGGCCGGUGCCGUGCAUCGCUGGCCCUUCAUAGGUGCGCGCGCGCCGCGCUCCUCGCGAGACGUCGUCAGAUUAAUGCGACGGUUGCGGCCGUUAUUGCAAGACGCGAUCCAGAAGCGCUGCUGCGGCGCGCGCAUGUGGGACUGCGGCGUGACGGGCCCGCUGACGUGGCGCCAGUUCCACCGACUGGCGGGGCGCGGCAACGAAGACCUGUGCGAGCCGCAGCCAGUGCCACCGCUGCUGGUGGGCCACGACCGCGACUGGAUCUCGCUCUCGCCUUACGCGCUGCGACACUGGGAGCGACUGUCACUCGAGCCCUACUCGUACGCGAGGGACGUCGCCUACGUCGUGCUGGCGGCCGAUGGUGACUACCUGUCUGAACCCGUUAAGACCUUCUUCCGCGAGUUGUCCGCGGCCUACGAGGCGUGCCGCCUGGGUCGACAUCAACCCAUCGCGAGGAUAGCGCGCGACGGCAUCGUGAGGACGGCGCCCAGCGACGAGACGAAUUAUGAAGAAUGGACGGGAGACUUACCUCCUGGAAGAUUAGGGGAAUACAUGAAAGCGUAUGCGGAGACGUUACGGUCUAAUCUUGUACCGCAACUGGCUGCGCUUAACGUAGAUCGAACAUUGUUCGAGAGUAACGGCACGAGCUCAAUGCGUCCGCCCGCGGCGCCCGAGCGGCCCGGCACCCCCGGCGGCGGCGCGGGCGCGGCGGCCGAGCACGAGGCGGAGGGCGGCGGCGCGGGCGCGGCGUGGGAGGAGGACGAGGCGGGCGCGCCGGCGCUCGUGCUGUACGUGGUGGAGCCGCCCGCCGCGCACGCGCACCGCCCGCGCGCGCUCACCGCGCUGCUGCGCCUGGCCGCGCAGGCGCAGCGCCACCUGCACCACCACAACCCGCUCGUCAAGAUAAUAUCGUUGGAGGGCGUGUGCGAAACGUGGGGUUCGCUGGGCGGAAGUGCGGUCGGGGCGGGCGGCGGCGCCGACGUGCGCGCGCUCGCCUUCAGCGUGUUCAGCGGCGCGCGGCGCCUGCUCACGCACACACCUAACGGAAAGUCGCUCACCGGCUUCGGAACCGCUGCCAAUGCGAAUCUCUUCCUUAGCUCGAAGGAUGAGAAGAACCGCGGCCCGUACAAGCUGUUCUCGCCGGCGUGGGUGCUGGCGCCGCCGCGCGCGCUCAAGGAGGUGGCGGAGACGUGGGGCACGGCGUGCGGCGAGCAGGGCUCCGUGCUGUUCCUGGCCUACUGCCUGUCGCACGACCAGCGCUGGCUGCUGGCCGCCGCCACGGACGCGCGCGGCGAGCUGCUCGACACCGCCGCCAUCAACAUACACGUGCCCGCUAGAUCGCGGCGGAAGAGAGGCGGUCCGGCGCGAAGGUUAGGAUUGACAAAACUAAUGGAUUUUACGUUGGGUGUUAUGUCCCAAUCGGCCCAACCAUGGCGACUCGUCGUCGGUCGUGUCGGAAGAAUCGGUCAUGGAGAACUUAAAGGUUGGAGCUGGCUACUAUCCCGCCCAAAUCUGAACCGAGCAUCGAACAUGCUCCGCGAGAUGUGCGGCAGUUGCUCGCUACUGUACCCCACCGGAGCCCCAUGCAUCUUAUCCGCCUGCCUAGUCUCUACCGAGCCCGACUCGUGCCUGCGCCUCAUGGCCGACCGGUUCACGCCCGACGAGCGCUUCUCACAGGCCUCCAUACAGUCCCACCUACACACGCCGCGUGACGUCACCGCUACGCAUAUACUCGUCUUUCCCACGUCUGCCACUACACAGUCGAAUCAAAAUCCAUUCGAGCCACCGAACGCGAACGGCGAGGAGAACGACAUGCUGCUCGGGCUGGACAUGGUGGACGAGGACAUGGGCGAGGAGAACAUCCACGACAUGCUCAGCGACAUGUUCAUGUGGAGCACGAACAGCCCGCGCGCCUCGCCGCGCCGCCUGGAGGACGAGGCCAGCCGCGAGGGCUCGCCGGCGCGCAGCGCGCACCUGCACGCCGCGGGGACCUACUCGCGCGACGACGGCCACCAGCCGGAACAAGUGGGGACCGUUCUGCAGCAGCCGCUGGCGCUGGGCUACCUGGUGUCGACAGCGCCGCUGGGCGCCAUGCCGGGCUGGUGGUGGGCGGGCAGCGCGCACCUGCGCGACGCCUGCCCCGCCUUCCUCAAGAACGCGCUGCACCUGCAGUGCGCCGCCGCGCCGCACGACGACGACUCGCUCACGCAGCGCCGCGACCACAACGCGCAUCCGCUCGACUCUACCACGACUACCGACGUGUUGCGGUACGUGUUGGAGGGCUACAACGCGCUGUCGUGGCUGGCGCUGGACGGCACGACGCACGACCGGCUGUCAUGCCUGCCGCUGCACGUGCAGGUGCUCAUGCAGCUGUACCACGCCGCCGCCGCCGUCGGCUAGCCCGCCGCGCCACUCCGCUCUUCGUGAACGGACGCACGCCCGGCCUCUGCGACCGUGCUCGCUGUCUACGCGACAUCGCUACGACAUCGCUACGACAUCGCUGCGACACACAUACCAAAUGCAGUGCGUCUUUUUUAUUCAGUGAAGUGUUAAUGUUUGAAGUGGACAGUGACAUUCUGCAGCGGUCGAGCGGGUGCGCCAUCUAGUUUUGGUUACCAUUUAUAGUAAUUAAAUUAUUUAUUGGAGUUGAUGUCGAGACUGUCGCAGGUGUGUAUAAAUUACGGUUAAGCUGGAUUGUAUAUGUAUGUUUAAAAAUUCAGAUUAAUUUAUUAUAUUGAUUUUUUAACUAUUUAUUCUGUAUCUGUAAUUUUAUUAGAUACAUAUGAUUUUUUAGGUAUACGUAAACUAUACAGAUGUGCGACAAGUCUUGCUGUUGUUAAAGGUUAUUGAAGUCCAUUGAAUGAAUUAAAAAGUACAACAUAAAACGUACAGAAGUAUUCAACUUAAGCGUCGUUGAACAAGGUUACUUUUGUAGCCGUAAGAUUAUAUAGAUAACAAAGUAUUGUAACUUUUUUCAUAAAAUCUCUUGAGAUUAAACUUUUAGUGACAAUUAGAAUGGAAUGUUUGACUACAAUAAAUUUUGUGAUGAAUUUUACAGUAAUAGGAAUGUAUGAAUUCUUUUCUGAUAGGACUCUCACUCUUCAAAGCAUAUAGAAUUCUUAGAUGAAACAGUACUUAGGUAAAUUAAUUAUAUGGUAUGGCUCGUAGGCAAGGUGGCUUGAAUAGGGACAAGUUAUUGUUGUCAAAGUUCAGUGUUUAGCCGUGGUUGGGGUAGUUGAGCUGGUUUAUGAAUAGUUGUUAUAUUAAAUCAAUUGAUAGAGUGGUAACCCGAUUGUUGUCUCUUAUUAUUGUAACCUGUUCUUUUACAGCAGUUAAUUAAGUUAAUGAAAAACACCAAUAUCUGUUACAGAUAUUAUUAGUACAGUUUGUAGUAAUAAGAGUAAGGUGUGUAGGUUACCACAAUAUUGUACGAAUAUCGAAAUGUUAUAUUAAACAUUUAGAAAAUUUAUAAAAAUAAUAUAAUAGAUAAGCCGGGGAACUAUUAUAAAGAAACAAAUGAAAUCUUACAAAGGUCCAAUUCGGAAUACAAGUUGGUUUUUACUGAGACCAUAGUUUAUGAGAUGUAAGUCUCUUUAGGGCAUUUCAUUUUCAUCUGUACUCAUAUGUAUAAGAUUUCUUCCAUUGUAGUCUUUCGAAAAUAAAGAAAUCAUUCUUCCGUGAUCUCACACUCCAUUGUAAGAAUUGUAAACCUCAUUUUAUAUAGAAUAGUGACCCAUUUUUACUGUGACUUGUAGUGUUUUACUUUUAAUAGUGAUCUAUCGCCUGUUUUAUCAAGUGCUGUCUGAAAUAUUUAUAUUUGAUCUACAUUUUAUAUGUUUUUCUAAUUCAUUUUGUAUCCAACAUAAAUUUAUAUCUACAAUUUCAUUUGUAUGAGAGCUCUUAAAUUUAAUCUUUAAUUAAAUCCCAAUUAAACGUUAGUCAUUUUUUAACAAACAUGUAUGUCUAAAGAAAACCUAUGAAAACUAACCUAGAGUCUAUUGUACUUGAUAGCUUAGUGCUAGUGUUUUUGAAUGAUUUUAAAUCUGCACCAUAGUAGAUGGGCGGAGCCCUGUGAAUAUUGUAGUUCUUUUCUUCUAGCCGUUUGAGAGUUUGAUUGUCUGUCUGAAGUCUUCUUUCAGUCUUAAGUCUUCUACUGUGGCUAUCAGGAAAAUGUAGUGUCACAAUUUAACUAUUGCAGUUGUAAUGUUAUAAUAAUGUUGUUGUGGUAUGUAUGAUGUAAUAUAUUAUUUUUAUUUUAUGUUUCAAACCGGUAUGAAUUACCAAAGGUGUUAGCUAUUCGAAUAGUGACUUAGAUAUUUUUUACCGCCGCAUAUUUUCAUAGUACUCUCUGUUGACAGGGUUUCAUUUUUGUCUCUAUUAUACAUUUAAUGAAAUCAAAAUCAAUUUAAAUAUUAUUUUUGUAUAGUUAAAUGUAUAUAUAUUAUUUGAA
This is a messenger RNA of Melitaea cinxia (Glanville fritillary), 7318 nucleotides long. It is a transcript of the gene skd, whose product is annotated as mediator of RNA polymerase II transcription subunit 13. Gene Ontology annotation, molecular function: transcription coregulator activity. NCBI's taxonomy places the organism in Eukaryota, Metazoa, Arthropoda, Insecta, Lepidoptera, Nymphalidae. Gene Ontology annotation, biological process: regulation of transcription by RNA polymerase II. Gene Ontology annotation, cellular component: mediator complex. The record is from RefSeq and is a predicted model, not a curated record.